Messenger RNA from Corythoichthys intestinalis (scribbled pipefish), 9468 nucleotides. It is a transcript of the gene col7a1l, whose product is annotated as collagen type VII alpha 1-like. The record is from RefSeq and is a predicted model, not a curated record. Gene Ontology annotation, biological process: extracellular matrix organization. The coding region runs from base 1457 to 9304 and encodes 2615 amino acids. NCBI's taxonomy places the organism in Eukaryota, Metazoa, Chordata, Actinopteri, Syngnathiformes, Syngnathidae. Gene Ontology annotation, cellular component: basement membrane. The transcript has 103 exons. Gene Ontology annotation, molecular function: protein binding; extracellular matrix structural constituent conferring tensile strength; serine-type endopeptidase inhibitor activity.
CUUUUUUCAGAGCAAAUGAAAAUGGCCAAUUUGGAGGCUUGAACAUGCUCGAAAACUCACCAAAAUUUGCACGUACAUACAGCUUGGCGUAAAUUUUGAUAAUUUUGCAACCUCUCAACAAAAAAACAACAAAAUGGCUUAAAUUUUUCAAAAAGGCCUCUCCUAUUAGGCUUUUUCAACGUAGAGUGAAUACAUUUUGGUUUUGAAGAAGGGCAUGGCUGCACAGUUCAGUAGCGCCUCCUUUUUUGUAGGACCCUCUUCAAUAGGGUUUCUUUCUCCUAGGUGUGUGAAUGAAUUUUUUAUCCCCCCUAAAAAGACACGUGUUUCGAGCAAGUGUGGAGAUGAUGUGAGGGAGAACGAUCUGCCACCACCCUGACCUGCGUGCCGUCCGAGUUCGCGUAAUGUCAGAGUUGUGCCAAAGUGUGAGGGCCCAUUCAGUCCUGCUUGCAGCCCUAGUUUUUUUUUUUUUUUUUUUUUAUUCAUUUUGACUGGGACGCCAGUCAAAAUGUAUUGGACGUCUAUUGCUGUCAAUGAGUUAAGAGGUUGAGACUUCAAGCCCAAUAAUAUAUUACCGUCGGUGUUUUAGUCAAAUAUUAGCGUUGCGACGCGGCCGCCUAAACUCUGCUGCAAUGCUCAGUCGCCAUGGCAACGGCUCUCCUCCCUCUCCGCGGACGUAUAACUCCUCGCCGCCUCUUCCCUGCGGACACAUUCAUUCGUUGCCAGAUUCAUUGGCUGUCGGCUGGCUGGAAACAAAAAGUUUCUGUUUUAAUUAGUUUGCCGCAGUGUGUGUGGCCGCGUCAUCCAUCUAUCUGUGUCGCCGCUUCCACCUACACCAGCGCUGGCCUUGCCGUCGUCUCUAUCGCGCCCCGCUGGCUCUCUGGUGUAAUUAAAGCCAGCCCGUGCGGAUAAUAGAAGCGUAAUGGUGUGUAAUUGUGAUAAUCAAUACAUAGUGCAUACUAAAGAAGUCAGCGUUUAUGAAUUUAGAGCGGAGCAGUCCACGCUCGCUCACUAUCUGGCACGCUUCAUAGAGCGGGAGUGACCUUGAAGGGGACGCCUCAGUUAUUAAAGAGCGUUUAACACAUUGGCUGCCAUUGACAGGCAUGGUAAGGCUGGUUGACAUAUCCUUUAAAGGUUUUGUGAUUGUUGUUCAAAAUGUUGGCACUAUAAGUCUUAACUACUUGGAUCCCCACCGUUAUCUUCGAAAAGUGGUACGACCGCAACUUGAAAACAGCGGGGUCACCUGAGCAGCCAGACAAUGUGAGGAGCUGCCAAAAGUCGCCAAAAUUGACAUUUUUCCUCUUAUCUGGAACUCACCUGGAUCAUUCUGAUGAAUGUGAACACACAGAUAAGAGGGAAGAAGCGCGGGAAUUGAUGAUCCCUGAGCGCCGUCCUGGAAGGGGAUUUGUGACGCGCGAAGGAGGAGCGGGUGAUCGUGAAGGGACGAGGAGGAGAGAGAAUGGGCUGCUCCUUUAUUAUCAUCCUGUUGCUUUGCAUCACAUGUCGAAGGGUCUUGGCGCAAGCUGAAGUUUGCCGGACCGCAGUGCAAGCUGAUAUCGUCUUCUUGGUGGAUGAGUCAUGGAGCGUCGGAAUGAGCGGCUUCUCCGAGGUUCAAGACUUCAUCUCGGCGAUGCUCUCCUCUUUCGACGGCAGCCUCGUGGGAGCCCAGGGCGUCCGCUUCGGGGUCACGGUCUUCGGGGACGUGCCCAGGAUGCGCAUCGCUCUGACGGACCACGACUCCCUGAAGGAGGUGCUGGACGCCAUCCGGGUCCUACCGUAUGAAGGCGGAGCCAGGAAGACGGGCGCCGCCCUCCAUUUUCUGUCAGAGCAGGUUUUCAGCCCCGCCAUCAGUCGAGACCAUGCACCCAAGGUGGCCAUUUUGAUCACCAACGGACCCUCGGACGACCCCUUCGCCGCCGCAGCCAAAGAAGUGGCCGACAAGGGGAUUUCGCUGUUUGCGGUCGGUUUAAGGGGAGCUGAUGAGGCCGAGCUGAGGACCGUAGUGUCCCCGCCGCAUGAGGAGCACCUUUUGAUGGGUGUCGAUUUCUCCCUCCUGGAGAGCGUCCUCCCCAAAUUGUCCCGCCGAGUGUGUUUCACCGCCUCGGAGCCGCCGCGACCCGUCAAAGCAAUCCAGCCUGUCAAAGAACCCGUCACGGGUCCAAGAGACCUUCAAGCAAGCGAACUCGCAUACAGCUCGCUCCGACUGACGUGGACUGCGGCGACAGGUGACAUCGCUUCCUAUCGACUCUUCGUCAUCCCCCUCAGUUCCAGCGGGAAACCUGUUCAUACACAACGCAGACAGAUUGAUAUUAAAGCAGAUGUGACGACAACGUUGGUGGAGGAUCUCAACCCCAAAACAUCCUAUUCCUUGACCGUAUACGCCGUGUACCCAGGCCUCAUUGGAGAGUCCGCAACUACAACUGUCCAGACAACACCCUUACCUCGAGUAUUAAACUUCCGUGUCAUCGAAGAAGGUCUUUUCUCGCUCCGUCUGGGAUGGACGCCUCCUCUCAAGAAGCUCAACGGAUUCAAGAUCUUUAUCCCGAGACCCGACCGACCGGGCUUUGUGUACGAGCAGCUGCUCCCGGGAGAUGCGUCUUCUCACGUGAUUGACAGCCUGGAGGAGGACAAAGAGUACACCAUCAGUAUUCAUGCGAUUUAUCAACAGGGACCGAGUGAACCUGUGUCCAUUGUGGGAAAGACAUUAAAGUUGGUCGCAAUUGAAGAACUCCUUGUCCAGAAUGCCACCACUGACACGGUGCAGGCCAAAUGGACGCCAGUUAAAGGCGCUACAGGAUAUCGUCUCACGUGGGCUUCACCAGACGGCCACAUUGAAAACAUCAACCUGAGGGACACCUUCGACUUCUACAUGAUUCAGGGCCUCCACGCGGGCGCCGAGUACACCAUCACCAUGAACCCAAUCUUCGGAGACAUUGAGGGGCCCGUCACGUCCGCCAAAGUCGAGACAUUGGACAGCAGCGCCGUGCAGACCUUGAAGGUCUCGGCCGUCAGCACCAGCACGGCGGUCGUCACGUGGAACGGCGUGUCGGGGGCCACGGGGUACCGGCUGGCUUGGGGACCCACAAUAGAGUUCGCGGGUCGAGACCGCCCCAGGCAGUUAGCGCUGAAUGGAACCACCAUUGAGUACCAGCUGAAAAACUUGGCCCAUGACACGGAGUAUGCCUUGACUCUUUAUGUGCUGUUCGGAUCAGUGGUUGGCCCUGGCAUCACUGCAACCUUCCGAACAUCUCCUCUAGGUUACGUGUCCAGUUUUGAAGUGACAUCCUACACCAGCACUUCCAUCGACGUGCAGUGGAGUCCAAUAGUUGGCGCGACUGAAUACAAAAUCACCUGGAAUGCAGACGACGGCAGCUCGCAGUCGCGCUAUUUGGACAACAGCGUCCUCGCUUAUCACAUCACGGAGCUUAACCCGCACUCGGUUUAUACGGUGACAGUCCGUGCCAUAUAUGGUAACACCGAGGGUCCGGAAAUCUCCUUAAUGCAAGUCACAGCUGCUGCCUUGGAUUCCGAGCCACCCCAGCUGGUGAAGGAGGUCAAGAUUGUUGACACUGGUGUUAACUCCGUCACCCUCUCCUGGAAGCAAACGCCUGGUGCAAGCGGCUACAAAAUCUCCUGGAUCCAUUUCACAGGGGGAGAAGAGAGGUCCAUUACGCUCCCGGCCGGUGUGACAACUUUUACUAUCAAGAACCUACGCGAGGGUUCGGCCUACAAGAUCCAAGUGUCGUCCGUGGCGGGAAACCGGGAGGGAAGUUCUGUCCUGGUCACAGCACGAACAUUGGACCUCCCAAAAGUGACUGGCUUUACAGCCGUCAACACCACGAACAGCAGCACGAUUUUGAGCUGGAACCGAGUAGCGGGUGUCUCCGGCUAUCUCCUCAGCUGGAGGCACAUCUCAGUGUUUGAGACCAAAAAAGAAACGCUGGGUCUGAGUUUCACCUCUUUUAAGAUUGGGGAUCUCCUGUAUGGCAGAACAUAUAUUUUCUCCAUUCGGCCUUUGUAUGGGCAAGUGGAAGGGCCGAUCAGCACCGUUUAUCAGAGGAUUGUGGGGCAGCAUCCUCCGGUGUCCCAGGCAACAACAAUGGCCCCUCAUUUCGUAGCCAGCACGACAACCCCUCAAACAUCUACUAAAAUCACCAAAAACCCAAUAAUUGAGCUGCCCAUUCAUACUCCUAAGACGCCAAAUCAACCAACAGUAACCCCUGUGUUCACUACAUCGACUGCUACGACGUCAUCAAGAGCAGAUUGCAGCCAGACCAAACUUGACUUGGUCUUCUUGGUGGACGAAUCGUCGAGCAUCGGUGCCAACAACUUUGACAAGAUGAAAGACUUCAUAGUCCGGGUGGUGACGCACUUCCCGCUCAUUGGCCAGGAAGGCACACAAAUAGCUGUGGUUCAUUUCAGCGAUGAGCCUCGCAUUGAAUUCCAACUCAACCAUCACAAAGACCGGAACUCUGUCCUGAGAGGGAUCAAGGGGUUACAUUACGGAGGGGGCAACACCAAAACAGGAAAGGGCAUCAGCUACGUCCUGCAGGAAAUGUUCCAGGAGUCCCUGGGCAUGAGGCGGGACGUGGCCCAUGUUCUGGUACUGAUAACAGACGGCAGGGCCCAGGACGACGUGGACCAUCCCUCCAGGAUUGCCCGUGCUUUAGGCGUCAGCAUCCUGGCGGUGGGCGUAGCCAACGCUGACCUGCAAGAGUUGAGUCGAGUGGCAGCCCCCGGCAGCUACAAGAACGUCUUCUUCUCGCCGACCUUUGACGACUUUCCGUCCGUCGAGAGAGAAUUUAUUGACAGUGUCUGCGGCGAGGAGCUCAUUUCAGAGUUUCAACUGCGGCGGGAUACUGAGCUGACUCAGACGGACGCACCUACUGAUGACCUGAAGGAGCCUGCCGGACCUUUAGCCCCUUGCCAGUGUGUCAAGGGUCAGAAAGGAGAAAGAGGUGAUGGCCUGGGAGGAGGUCUGAGAUUCAGGCAAACUCCUGGACACUAUGAUCCUUUCACUUCCUCUAAAGGAGAAAAGGGUGAAAAGGGACCUCCUGGUACAGAUGGCGUUCCUGGGCUCCCUGGCCGGCCUGGAAGAACCGGACCCCCGGGUUCUGCUGGCCAGCGGGGUACUCCAGGUGGACCAGGAGAUAUGGGUCCUCAAGGUGUUCCCGGUCCAAAAGGACAGAGAGGAGAACGAGGAGAACCUGGGUAUGUGAUAGCAAGCCCAGAUGCAAACUUCAUUCCUGGGCAAAAAGGAGAACCCGGAUCCUCGGGUCCUCCAGGAUCGCCUGGUGUUCCGGGAGUCAUUGGAGUCCCUGGUCUGCCAGGCCCAGUUGGACCACCAGGAAUAUCUGUCAAGGGCGAGCCAGGUGAAAAGGGUUUGCGUGGGAAGCCGGGAACGAAGGGCGACACCGGAGAAGCUGGAAGUCCAGGAAUCGCAGGCUUUCCAGGACGUGCCGGCGUCGAUGGCUUACCGGGUGUGAAAGGAGAGAAGGGCGAAAAUUGUGACACCUUACAUGGAGCUCAAGGAACCCACAGAGAACCAAGAGAGAAGGGAAAAGCGGGUCCAAUCGGUCCAAAGGGAGAAAUUGGGCCACAAGGUGUCCAAGGAGCCAUCGGACCUCGGGGAAAAAAGGGAUUCAAAGGCGAGCAAGGGGACAAAGGGGAACGAGGAGAGCGGGGGCUCGACGGAGCGCAAGGACCCACAGGUCCAACGGGGCUUAUUGGAAUCAAGGGUGAUGAAGGACCAAGAGGAGCCCCUGGAGACGCCAAUGGUAUUAUUGGUCCGACUGGCAAAAAGGGCGUCCGGGGAGACCUUGGUCCAAUUGGUCCCCCAGGUGCUCUGGGAACCAAGGGUGAACGAGGAGACAAAGGAGAAAAGGGAAGUCCAGGUUUUGGGAUUCCGGGCCUGGAGGGGCCCAAAGGGGAAAGUGGCGAGCGGGGAAACGUCGGUUUAUCUGGAAAACCAGGGCCAAAGGGACAGGACGGUCCCAAAGGCGACAAGGGGGAUAUGGGCUCACCUGGAAAUCCUGGCGAAACAGGAUUAAGAGGUAAAGAUGGCCAACCUGGAGCGAAAGGAGAACAAGGGAUAAAGGGAGAGCAAGGACCGCACGGAGCAACUGGUGACCCAGGAACAAGGGGACCAUCGGGACUUCAGGGGCGACCGGGAGACAAGGGAGAUAUUGGAAACACCGGACCGACUGGGCGCGACGGAGAAAAAGGCGACAAAGGCGAGCCGGGAAAGCCUGGACCUCCGGGAACGCAGCCACUCGGAGGCAAUAUCUUCACCAGAGUCAUCAAGGGAGAACCGGGAUUAAGAGGCGAAACGGGCCCGCCUGGACCGAGAGGUCCUGAGGGUAAACCCGGACUACCGGGAUCCUCUCUGGCCGGUUCUGGAAAAGACGGACUUAACGGUUUGACAGGAGAACCGGGCGUAAAGGGGGAGCAAGGAGCGCCUGGUCCUAAGGGCGAACAAGGUUGGAUCGGCAUCGCCGGAAUGCCCGGAUUACCAGGAACGCCGGGACGAGCCGGCGUCGACGGCAAACGGGGACUCCCGGGAAAAGACGGAGAGGAGGGACAAAAAGGGGAAGAAGGGAAAAAGGGGGAGAAAGGCGACACAGGCGCAAGUGGUCAGAACGGUAGUAAAGGAGAAGCUGGACCCCCGGGUCCACCUGGGAAGCAGGUCCUCGUCACCACAGAGGGUGCCACCAUUGACGAAAUCCGCCAAGCCUUUCCCGUACCGAUGGGCCCUCCGGGAGCGACGGGCUCUCCAGGAAUGAAGGGAGAGAAAGGAGACGUUGGCGUGACAGGCCAAAAGGGUGAUCCUGGGAAAUCAGUGGAGAUGAAGGACAUUGAGGCAAUGUUUGAAAGCUACGGCAUCAAGCUGCCUGUGUUGAAGGCUUUAAUGGACAGGCUGCUGCAGGACGGCACGGAGGAGCUGCUUCGCACACUCGGCAGCGCCGCGAAAGCUCAGACAAACGAAGACACGCCGACCUCCAACAUCAUCACUGAGUACACUAGCUCAGAAAAGAGCGAAUUUUCCAACCAGUCGCUGUUCGACACCAUCGAGGAAUUUGAGUUGGACCAACCGACACAGCCUGACUCCUGGAAUGAUACUACAGAAGGUCCAACGUUAUGGACUGUGCCACCAAAGAAAGAAAAGGUGGAGAAAAAGGCAGGUAGAAAAGGUUCAGGACAUAAGAGGAAGGGGAAAGGAAAUAAAGGACGGCAAGCGAGGCACACGCAUCACCUGACGGGGGAGCGGCGGGCGGAGGAGGAGUUUUACGAGGCCCGAGAUUACGAGCGGGAGGAGGACGAAGAGUCGCUGCCGUCGCCUCCUGUCGACAAACAGGACGCAGACAAGAGCACAAACUUUAGUGGAAGCGGGCCUGAUGACGAGGAAUGGAGCGGCGAUUGGCGGGAGGAAGACGUGGACCAGGAGGAAGAAGAGUGGGAAAAGCUCGAAACGGAGACGACGGACGAGGGCGAAGGCGGGCAGCCUUACCCGUACCCCCCGGAAUAUUUUUUUCUCAAGGGACAACCAGGUGAAGAUGGAAUGCAAGGUCCAAAGGGCGACGUCGGAGAGAAGGGACAAAAGGGAGAGCCGGGUAUCGGCCACAGAGGGCCCGAAGGCCGGGCAGGUCUGCCUGGUAACAAGGGCGAACCGGGAGAGGAAGGGCCUCCCGGUGCUCAGGGAAUCCAAGGCAUACGCGGGAUCCCUGGUGACCAGGGCCCCCCGGGCCACAGGGGCCCCCCCGGGGACCUUGGCGAGCCUGGCCGAGAGGGUGAGCGAGGAAAGCGAGGAAAAAAUGGAACGCCAGGAAGCAAGGGACCCCCGGGAUCACAGGGGCUUCAUCAGGGAUCCCCUGGCGUGCCUGGAAUAAAAGGAGAAAAGGGUGCGAGUAUUCCAGGAGAACCUGGGCCUCGCGGUUUGAACGGCUUUCCUGGAAAAAGGGGUGAAAUGGGAACACCGGGUGUGAAGGGAGGCACCGGACUUGUUGGCCCCAAAGGUUUACGUGGUUUCAAAGGUUUAAAGGGUGAACGCGGGGCUCCAGGAAUCAGAGGAGAAAGGGGAAGCGCGCUUCAAGUUCACGGGCCUCGCGGUUUAAAAGGCGUCAAAGGCGACGCGGGGGAGCGAGGCUCGCCGGGGUUUGAGGGCGACAAAGGAGAAAAAGGCGAGGACGGCCCACCUGGAUUCAAGGGUAUAAAGGGGGACGCGGGUACGAAAGGCGCUUUGGGUCGAUUUGGCGCCCGAGGACCGGGCGGGCAGAAGGGAGAUCCGGGAGAACCAGGCGAGCUCGGAAUCAUGGGUCAUCCCGGAAAUGACGGCGUGAACGGCACCAAAGGCGACAAAGGAGACGUUGGAGUAAAAGGUCUAAAGGGAAUUCAGGGCGAUUCAGGAGAAACAGGGUCACCUGGUGAAAAGGGAGCGAAGGGGGAAAAGGGCUUCCGUGGCUUCCCGGGACGCUUCGGGAUUCCCGGCUUCCAUGGUGAAAAGGGGGACACAGGCUUACCUGGCAACCCUGGCGUACCCGGCAUGAACGGACUCGCUGGACGAAAGGGCGACAAAGGUCACGCUGGCAUCAACGGCAUGGAUGGUAACGCUGGAGGAAAAGGUGAAAAGGGCGCUGCCGGUUUCCCGGGUUUCCCCGGUUUCAAGGGCUCACCAGGAAGACCAGGCGACAUCGGAAACCAGGGACCGCCGGGUAGCCCCGGAUCCCGUGGGGUCCCGGGGUCCAAGGGCGAGAGGGGGCGCAGGGGGAAAGCGCAGCCGUGCCAAGCAGGAGCGCCAGGAACCCCUGGACUCAGAGGACAGAAUGGCCUGUCGGGUAUCGGGGGCGCCAAAGGCGAAAAAGGGGAACCGGGCAUAUCGGCUCAUGAAGUGAAGAACAUCAUCACGCAGGAGGUGACGGACAAGUGCGGUUUGGCGUAUAAGUUGAUGGUGAAGUCUGUGGACCCCGACGGGAGGUCCGCGCCCGCCGUACCUGAUGAGGAAGACUACGAUGAGGAAGGGUCAGAAACGCAGCAAGGAUUCCCGACGAAUGACAGCACCGUGGAGAUGCUCCAAAGGGAAAAAAUAGGACUUUUUGGAAGCACGUCCUCCAGGUCCGAGCGCUGCCUGGAGCCCAUGUCGGAGGGCACGUGCUCCGACUAUGCCCUCUUGUGGUUUUUCCACGCCGAGGCAGACGACUGCCGACCGUUCGUGUACGGCGGCUGCGGCGGAAACAGCAACCGUUUCCCGUCACGUCGCGAAUGUCUCAAACACUGCGUGAUAAGGGGCCGACAAGAUGAAAACAGCGCCUAAACAUGAAGAGGAAACUUUUUUUUGUACUGUACAGGAUUGCUAUUUAUACAUAUGCAGUAAAAAUUGGAUGUCUAUCACCGCUAAUGGCACUGUAACAUAAUCACCGCAAAGCUGAAGACUUGAAGCACCCAUCUUCUCCGCAGCGGUUCGUGACGCCAAAAUAA